CACUGCGUGUGUAGACAUGGCGGCCUCCAUGGCAGAAGGCUGUAGGGUGUCCCUGAACCUGGCCCGGAGCUUCCGAAUGGCCAGGCCGCGGCUCGCUGCACUCGCGUCUGAUGCCUGCUGUGUCCGCAUGGGCUCGAGCAGGCUUCAGAGCACCGGGCCUUCCCAGCCCGGUGGGUUUAAGCCACCUCCGAAACCUGUCAUGGUGGACCGGCACCGAGCCCCGGACAAACAGAGAAGGUUCCUGAGUCCUGAAUUCAUUCCUCCAAGGGGAAGAACAAACCCUCUGAAAUAUCAGCUAGAAAGAAAAGAUAUGCUGGACAGGAGGAAGGUGCUGGACAUUCCAGAGUUCUAUGUUGGAAGCAUACUGCGUGUCACCACAGCUGACCCAUAUGCCAGUGGGAAAACCAGCCAGUUCCUGGGGAUAUGUAUCCAGCGAUCUGGAAAAGGGCUUGGGGCUACUUUCACCCUUAGGAACACGAUUGAAGGACAAGGUGUGGAGAUUUGCUUUGAACUGUACAAUCCUCGAAUCCACGAGAUCCAAGUGGUGAAGUUAGAGAAGCGGCUGGACGACAGCCUGCUGUAUUUACGAGAUGCCCUCCCCGAGUUCAGCACCUUUGAUGUCAAUAUGAAGCCGGUCCCACAUGAGGCCUGUCAGGAAGUGCCUGUUAACAAGCUGCAAGUUAAAAUGAAGCCCAAGCCGUGGUCCAAACGCUGGGAACGUCCGUACUUCAACAUUAAAGGGAUCAGGUUUGAUCUUGCUUUAACGGAAGAGCAAAUGAAAGAAGCCCAGAAGUGGAGCCAGCCGUGGCUUGAGUUUGAUAUGAUGAGAGAAUAUGACACUUCAAAAAUCGAAGCUGCCUUGUGGGAAGAAAUAGAAGCAUCCAAGAAGUCUUGAUCUUGGGACUGGUGGGAUGGCUCAGCAGAGGACUGGAGUUCAGUUCCCAGCACCCAGUUCUGUAUGUAUGUACACGUGUGUCCAGAGACCAGACGGUAUCAGCUUCUCUGGACUGGAGCACAGCUGCUUAUGACCCACCUGACAUGGGUGCUGACAGCUGAAGUCAGGUCCUCUGGAAGAACAGUGUGUACUUAAGUCACCAGCUGUUUCUCCAGCCCUCCAGUGUUAAAGGUCUUGUUUUGACAGGCUCAUUAGCAGGUAGAAAAGGGUGCUGCUCUACUGUGAAAGCUUCAAGGAGACUGUGGCAGUCUAAGCUGUCAUCCGGUUUCAUUUUCCCCUCAGUUAUGAGUGGAUUCUGCUCAACGGAAGACACCCCAGGGCACCUGGCAGCCCACAGUGUGGACUGGGUGAUGAGCUGUCCAGCAGGAAGUGGUCAGAGCAUAUUUUUUUCACUUUCUGCAUGAAACAAGCCUUUGGGGGUCAAAACAGUCCCUCUGUGGGGGACAGGAGUGUACUUGGUAAUCCAUGCAGCUGAGAACAGGUUGGGAAGCUGGGAUGCAUCACAGAGUCGAGGCUGUCCCACCUGUAACAUCCCAAGAGCCAGUCCGGAUCUUGGUGCCUCCAUCAGUAAGUCUCUCAGUGCCCGACCUGCCCCCUGGAGCCUUUGUCUCGGGCUGGUUUUCUGUUGAGUGCUUUGUGCGGUCCUUGUUUUCAUUUUCCUUGCUAACUCCUUUAGAUGGAACACUACUAGCUUCCAGAGAAGAUGUGCGUGUGCAUUAACCUCCGUGGCAUACAGGGUAUGCCGCUCAUGCUCCUGAGAUCUUUCACUCAUGUGGCCCAUUUACUUUUGAGAGAGACUGUCUGACCUGUACUAUCACUCUGCUUGAGUUUCCUUGUUAGUUGUACUGGUAAUAGUGUUUUAGUGCCAUGCUGGGAAACGCAGUCAUUCUGGUUUCUGCUCCCUGUGUAUGACUUGAAAGUGUGUACUUUUAGUCUUCACAGUAAUGCAAUCAGUGUUGUGCCUUGGUGCAGGUAUAUUUGUAUCCACAUUUUGGGGUGAGCCUUUCAUGCAGUGACUCAUGUUCUGGGAAACUUGGCAUUUGUUGCUGAUUUUCUCUUCUCGUCUUGUCUCCCUGGAACCAUUAUUUGGAGUUUAGAUACCCAGUACCUGUUCCUUCUUUAAGUGUAUACAUGUGUGACUGUGUAUCAGACCCCCUGGAGCUGGAGUUCCAGGUGGCUGUGAGCCGCAUGGUAUAGGUGCUGGGAACUGAACUCUGCUGAGCUUCUCUGGUCUCUGCCUCUGAGGCACAGGUCUCCUCUUCUGAUUUUCCUGAGUCUCUGUUCUAGACUUUCCAGUUAGAUCUGUGACUUGUCUCUGUUUGGGUGUUGUGGGUGGGAGGGCAGAAAAAUGAGAUGGAACUAAGGGUCUUUCAAAUAUCUAGUUCUAUCAAUACUGGUCUGGGGAUCCCCCACUGAGUAACGUGGCCCUAGGUUGUUCACCUGUAUGAUUAUUUCCUGAACCUCUGAGUGUUGACAUUAAAUUUAUGAGUCAGUGUAAGGAGAAUAAAAACUACCCCAAAUUAGUUUUUAAUUCAUGAACAUGGUCUUCUAUCUCUCCACAUUUAGGCCCUUUUAAUGUUUUUCUUGCCAGGUGUGGUAACACAGGCCUGCAAUCCUAGGGCUUGCAGGGUUCCCAAGAUCAAUGUCACUUACACUUCAGAAUGAAAUCCAGUCUCCAAAAAGAAUAAAGCAAAGGAAACCAGCACAGAUGAAGAAUGAAAGUUUCCUGACAUGGCCUCACUGAGUCUGUGAGAUGAGUCACCAGGUGACUGUUGCUGUGCUGUGUCGUCAGUGAGCCGUUUCACAGGACUAGGAGGCAGGACUAAGCACUCUCCAAUGAUGUAGAGCCAGCAUCACAGCGGUGUCUGCUCAGGGUAGACUAGUGAGUGCAUAUCCAUCCAUGUCUAUCUAAAAAAUCCAGAGCCAGAGAACAGCUUCCAAAAAUGCACUUUAACAGUAAAAAAAUAGAAAAUUCAUCUGUAAUAAAGUCUCUGCCAUUUACAUACAAAAACAAACUUUCUGUACACAUACACACAUGCUUUUGUAAUGAGCAGCUGUCUAAAAUGACAACAUUAACAUGAAUUCUCUGAGGAUUCA
Peromyscus californicus insignis is the source of this 3052-nucleotide messenger RNA. It is a transcript of the gene Mrpl19, whose product is annotated as mitochondrial ribosomal protein L19. The record is from RefSeq and is a predicted model, not a curated record. Gene Ontology annotation, cellular component: ribosome; mitochondrial large ribosomal subunit. Lineage: Eukaryota; Metazoa; Chordata; Mammalia; Rodentia; Cricetidae. The transcript is spliced from 6 exons. The coding region runs from base 17 to 895 and encodes 292 amino acids. Gene Ontology annotation, biological process: translation. Gene Ontology annotation, molecular function: structural constituent of ribosome.